AUGCUGCUCCUGCCAGAGGCCCCGCGGUGGUACUUGAAAGACCACAGGAUCGAGGCGCUUGGCGGGACCCGGGCCGAAGAUGUGCUGUUCCCACCAGCGUGGGAUGGCAAAGCUUUGGCGCCUGGCACCCCGGCAGCAACUCUCGGCCCUCGGCUUUGGGACCCAUGUGAGCUGACGGAGGCACAGGAAAGGGAUCUCCUUCAGAACCUGUCCUUCAUGAAUGCAGCUGCUGCACCACUUGCUGGAAAGAAUGUCCUGGACAAGCUGAUCCGGGAAAGCGAUGUCGCCCUUCCACUGUUGGAUCUGCUGAUGGCCCUGGAAGUGCACACUGCCGACGCCGAAGUGGCCAAAAGCCAUCUGGACCAGUAUCUCACCGCGCUUCGACAGGCUACAAGGCAAGUCGCUCAUCCUCUGCUGCUCCUGGCACUGCACCGUGUGGAGGACUUGGAUUUGGUGCCGGUGUUGCAGCGCUUCCCUUCCAUUGCAUCCCUGCUUACCCGCCGCGAGAAGGAUGCAAUGCUUGAGGAAUCCUCAGACGACCCGGCUGAAGUCUGGGAGGGCCUGAGGAGCCAAGGCUGCGCUUCCGCUGCCAUGGAGGAGCUUCUUUCCUUGACUGGACUCAAGAAGGUGAAGAUGGCGGCCGUAAGCCUUUACAGGUCGGCCCUGAAGUUCCGGCGCAUGCCGCGGGAAGUCCAAAAGAUUCUUCCGCUGAAUUUGAAUUUCUGCUUCCUUGGAAACCCGGGCACCGGGAAGAAGACGGUGGCGCGCUUGUUCGCCUCCGUUUUGGAUGACUUGGGCCUGCGGGGCAAGAAUGUCUUCAGGGAGUGCACGGCAGAACAGCUGAAGGAGGAGGGCGUGGAAGGUUUUUGGAGGCGAGCUCGGGACGCCCUGGAUGGAGUUUUCUUCAUUGAUGAGGCGUACGGCCUGGAUCCGGUGGGGGACAAGGUGAAGGGCGCCCCGUUAGUCGAUCAACUCUUUUACCUGGUGGAUAGCAGGCGUCACACGUGCGUUCUGGCCGGACACGAGGACGACAUGAACUCCACGAUUUUCGCGUACAACAGCGCCCUGAAGCAUCACUUCAACGAAGUCCUGUUCGAAGAUUUCGACGAGACGGAGCUGGCUCAGAUUUGGGCGCGCAUGCAUUGCCAGCGUGGUUGGAGUGAGGGGGAUCUGCGGCUUACAGAUGAUGUCCUGCGCAGGAUGGCGAGAGGCCGUGGAAAGAGAGGCUUUGGCAACGCCAGAGAGGUGAGGAAGUACCUGGAGGUAUUUGGGCCCCCGGAGGGCACACCAGCUGCUGCCACCGAGGCCCUCGACUUGCCGGCUCCCGCAGGGGAGGAGUGA
This is a messenger RNA of Symbiodinium natans, 1341 nucleotides long. The record is from the annotation of a GenBank genome assembly. NCBI's taxonomy places the organism in Eukaryota, Dinophyceae, Suessiales, Symbiodiniaceae.